CCAAGAAGAAAGCAGUGCGCAUUACGCACUCUGCCGUAUCCAAAACUUUAUACGUCUCGUACGAUACAGCUCUUUGUACUCAAUUUCGUAUCUCCUCUGAAAUCUCAGGAAAACCCUAACCCUAGUUUUUGAGUCAUUCACUUGCAAAUGAAUUUCUUCAAAUCCAUCUUAUCAGACGAUACGAACCCUCCAAAAUCCGAGAAUCCCCAAAAAUCUGAUCCCAAUUCCCCCUCAAACCCAUCCUAUAAACACUACGACGAGAACGACGCCAUUGACCAAGAUCAGAGCUGCCGGUCACACGGCCAACCUAAUUCAAACCCUAACUCGACCGAUGGUGGUGGUUGGGGUGGGUGGAGAUUCGGAGGUCUAAUCCAGAGCUAUGCGACCCAAUCGGGGUCAGUACUCCAGACCUACCGUCGCGAUCUCAGAGAAUUUGGGUCGGGGUUGAAGAAAGAAACUUCUUUGUUUCGCGAAGUUGCAAGCCGAACCGUGAAGGACCUCCCGUAUUCGAUUGAAGCGGCUCACGAAGUAAUCGAUGGAGUACUCAAGUCGACUGCCAAGAUCAUCUCCCACCGUAAAGAAGCCCUUCUUUCCGCCUCCGAUUUCCAAAACGAUACGCCUGAUACGAGUUCAAGUUGUAGUUCGAGACGGUAUAGUAGAUUCGAUGCGCUAUUAAGAACUAUUCAGAGUGACGUUAAAACUUAUUGUGAAGAACCUGAGAAUUUGGAGGAUUACAAUAAUUGGAAAUUAGGGUUUGUGUUGGAGGAGAAGAGUCAGGAAGUUGAGAAUUUGAUUGGCGACAGUGGAGCUUUGGAAGGUAUCUAUAAAAGGGUUGUGCCGAAUGAGAUUAACCAUGAUACAUUUUGGUCUCGGUACUUCUAUAGAGUCCAUAAGCUUAACCAACAAGAGAGUGUGAGAGCUAAUCUUGUAAAGAGAGCAGUUUCGAUUAAUGAUGAAGAAGAAUUGACUUGGGAUGUUGAUGAUGAGGAUGAUAAAGAGCAAGAGCUUAAGGAGUCUUCAAAAGGUGAGGAACUGGAAAAUAACAAAGUCCUAAGUGAAGAUUGGCCGCAAAUGAUGAAGGGAGACAGUUAUGAGGGGAAGGCUGAUCAUGGUGAAUCUUGUAGAUAUUGUGCUAUAUCCAUUGUAUCCAGUCAGCAGUCAGUGCCAGACGAGGAAGAGCUUGGGUGGGAUGAGAUUGAGGAUGUUGGGAGCAGUGAUGAAAAGAGGGUCACUGGCGGUGGGAGCCUGAACAGAGCUGAGCUACGGAAGCGACUGAGUGCUGCAGAAGAAGAUGAGGAUUUGACUUGGGAUAUUGAAGAUGAUGAUGAGCCUUUGAAAGCUUGA
Molecule: messenger RNA, 1344 nt
Organism: Ilex paraguariensis (yerba mate)
Lineage: Eukaryota; Viridiplantae; Streptophyta; Magnoliopsida; Aquifoliales; Aquifoliaceae
Source: the annotation of a GenBank genome assembly